AUGGUACAAGAAAUCUCGUUAUCGCUUGAAGAGACGAACAAGCUUCGUAUAAGUAUCGGGCUCAAGCCGAUUUCGGUCGAAGCGGCUGAAACGGCCCCUUCCACGACCACCAAAGAGGCACCACUCACCUCAGAGUCCAAACCAGAGCUCACCAUUGAAGAGACUAAUAGAUUGCGUGCAUCGCUUGGAUUGAAGCCAAUACCAUUGGAAGAAGCAGCCAGCCUUGUUGAAGCUCCCAUAGGGGAAAAUAAGCCGACCAACGACGACCAAGUCAAACUGAGAUUGCUAGAUGCCAAAGAACGCUUGAAGAGAAAGGGCAAAACGCUCUUGGAUGACGAUCAGGAAGUGUCACAGGACGACUGGCUAGCCAAUCUUGGAAUUCCUGCCCCAAAAAAGGCGAAAACCAGCAAGAAGGUGUCCCCUAGUCAUGACUUAUCUGGGGUAAAGAUAGGACACAAUGCUCGCGAGCUUGCUGAUGUGGAUGGCGAGAUUUUCACAUUGAAAGACAGCGAUUUAUUAGAAGAGGAAAACGGGGAAUUGAACAAUGAGGAGUUGAUACGACAGGCUAAAUUGAAGAAGGAUCUCAGAGAGAAAAAGAUGGCAGAUAACAUCAAAUUCAAUGGUAGAAGCUACAAGUUCGAAGACAGCGAGGACGAAGAAACCGAAAGAGUACUUCAGGAAUUGGUAGUGACUGGCUCGACAAUCAAGAUUCCUGAGAAGACCACGGAAAUACCGAAGGAGAGGGAUAACAAGAUCGCCCUCGGAAGUCUAUUCGACGACGACGUCGAUGCAGAGAAGGUAGAGCCUGUUAAAAUGAAGAAGUUGAAAAAAAGACCAAAGAUGAAGCUGAAGCUGAAUUCUCGCUCAGCCACGAUAAAUAAUGAAGAGUUGGGAAUGAAAACAGUGGAACUACAAAGCUUUGACGAUAGUGUGGGUGACGAGGAGGCCCAGUUACAAGAGAUGAUUUCAAAUCGAAUAAAAUUCAAGCAGUCUAAACGCAGCAAGUUGACUCCAGAACAGAUAGCUAAUGAUGUGGUGCUGUCCAAGAGAUGGGAGUUGGAGAACCAAUUGGAAGGUGAAUUGUAUGCAAAUAAUACUGUUUAUAACGACAUCGCCGACUUCUUGAACUCCCUAACUGGCAGUGUGCUUGAAGUGCCUGAAGAAGAUGAUUAUGAUGAGAUAAAGACGGAAACAUUGGCCUCAACCACAUCUAUCAAAAAAGAGGUUGAUGUACCACAGACUCAAGAUGAAGCCAAAGAGGAAACAAAACUUGAAGAGGCAGGGGAGGAAUCUGUGGCACCAGAUUCCACUCCCACUUUUAACAAGGGUCUUGCUUCCACACUUAAUUUCCUCAAAUCCCGUAAGAUCAUCGACGCCUCAACUCAGCAGCAACAACACGAAUCCAAGAUGAGGAGAGAAGCAGCCAAAGAAGCCGAGUUGCUCCGGAUCAAGAUUUCUAUCGAGGAACGUCUUCUUAAAGAAGAAUUUGAGCUGGACAAAGCGUUCCUCAACCUACCAAAAGCAGAGAGGGCUGAAGUCUUGGAAAGGGCAUUGGAUCAGAGACUUCGGGAAAAGAAUAUCAUCUCUGAUGCUCCAGCUCGAGGCAAGUAUGCCCAAAAGAGCCAAAGCUCAAGACUCGACUCGUACAACCCCCAAGUCAAGCUCUCGUACAAGGACGAUACAGGGGUGGAAUUGGACACCAAGGGUGCCUUCAAGUACUUGUCCCACCAGUUCCAUGGCGUAGGGCCAGGCAACUCCAAGGUGGAAAAGAAGUUGAAAAAGGUGAAGGAGGAGAGAGAAAGCACGUCUGAGACCAUCAUCUAG
This is a messenger RNA of Suhomyces tanzawaensis NRRL Y-17324, 1824 nucleotides long. Its product is annotated as U4/U6-U5 snRNP complex subunit. Lineage: Eukaryota; Fungi; Ascomycota; Pichiomycetes; Serinales; Debaryomycetaceae. Gene Ontology annotation, cellular component: U4/U6 x U5 tri-snRNP complex. The record is from RefSeq and is a predicted model, not a curated record. The coding region runs from base 1 to 1824 and encodes 607 amino acids. Gene Ontology annotation, biological process: mRNA cis splicing, via spliceosome; maturation of 5S rRNA. The transcript has a single exon.